Gaeumannomyces tritici R3-111a-1 is the source of this 1695-nucleotide messenger RNA. Its product is annotated as GTP-binding protein RBG1. The transcript has 7 exons. The coding region runs from base 180 to 1283 and encodes 367 amino acids. Gene Ontology annotation, biological process: cytoplasmic translation. Gene Ontology annotation, molecular function: GTPase activity; GTP binding. The record is from RefSeq and is a predicted model, not a curated record. NCBI's taxonomy places the organism in Eukaryota, Fungi, Ascomycota, Sordariomycetes, Magnaporthales, Magnaporthaceae. Gene Ontology annotation, cellular component: cytoplasm.
ACAAAACUCUUCAUCAACAAAGCUCCCGCUUAAGCGCGACAACCUGCGACGACGAGGUCCCUUUCAGAGCCACCGAUUCCACUCCCAGCCCGACGGACAGGCAGCGCAUAUACAUCCCGCUAUAGUACGAGUACAAAACAUCUGAUUGGCCGACUGCGGUUGCGAUCGAAACAGCAACCAUGUCGACAACGGUGGAGAAGAUCAAAGAGGUCGAGGCCGAAAUGGCCCGUACCCAAAAGAACAAGGCGACGUCGUACCAUCUCGGCCAGCUCAAGGCCAAGCUGGCCAAGCUCAAGCGCGAGCUGCUGACGCCGUCCGGUGGUGGCGGCGGCGGCGGCGCGGGCUUCGACGUGGCAAGGACCGGAGUCGCCAGUGUCGGCUUCAUCGGCUUCCCGUCAGUCGGCAAGAGCACGCUGAUGACCAGGCUGACGGGCCAACAUUCCGAGGCGGCCGCCUACGAGUUCACAACCCUGACCUCGGUACCCGGGCAGGUCGUAUACAACGGCGCUCCGCUUCAAAUCAUCGAUCUCCCCGGAAUUAUCGAGGGUGCAAAGGACGGCCGCGGCCGUGGUCGUCAAGUCAUUGCAGUCGCCAAGACCUGCCAUCUGAUCUUCAUCGUCCUCGACGUCAACAAGCCCCUGACCGACAAGCGCGUGAUCGAGACGGAGCUCGAGGGCUUCGGCAUCCGGAUCAACAAGUCGCCGCCCAACAUCACUGUCAAGAAGAAGGACAAGGGCGGCCUGAACAUCACCAGCACCCAGCCGCUCACCCACAUCGACAACGACGAGAUCAAGGCCGUCAUGUCCGAGUACCGCAUCAACUCGGCCGACAUUGCCAUCCGCUGCGACGCCACGGUCGACGAUCUGAUCGAUGUCAUCGAGGCCAGGAGCCGAAGCUACAUCCCCGUUGUCUAUGUGCUCAACAAGAUUGACGCCAUCAGCAUAGAGGAGCUCGAUCUGCUAUACCGCAUCCCCAACUCGGUGCCCAUCAGCUCGGAGCACGGCUGGAACAUAGACGAGCUCAUGGAGGCCAUGUGGGAGAAGCUGAACCUCGUGCGAGUUUACACAAAGCCCAAGGGGAAACUGCCAGACUACUCACAGCCUGUGGUGCUCCGUUCUUCCAAGUGCACCGUGGAGGACUUUUGUAGCGCGAUUCAUCGCAGCAUCGUCGACCAGUUCAAGACGGCCAUUGUGUACGGAAAAUCCGUCAAGCACCAGCCGCAAAGGGUGGGCCUCAGCCACGAGCUGGCUGACGAAGAUAUCGUAACUAUUGUCAAGCGGUGAUUGCGCAUUUCUGGACCAUACGUUUACACAUAGGCCAUCAUUGGCGGACUAGUACAUCUCAGGAAUGGUACAUGGCUUCUCGGCUCUACAGAAUCACAGCUAGUAGGUACAAGAACACGGCGGGCGGCAGUCAGAGAUGGAAGUGGCUACAGAUACACCGCAGGCCUGUCGCUUCCUGGAAACCGUUCAGCUAGAAAUGGGCAUCUCCCUACCAACUUACUGGCGGUAUAUACCUCGAGCUCGUGAGCCCGCCGACCUCGAGCCACGCUCUGUCUUGCGGGCCUCGGGUCGAGAGCGCUCACUCGCGGGCUGACCAGCUCGGGGGGGUAUAGAGCUUCAUCGAGAUAGAAACAGGAAGAUCCAUAUGUUUCGUUGUGACACCCACGAUUGUGCACCAGUCAUUCUCCCUUCC